CCGUCAUAUAGCCAAAGGGAAUAAAAAGCCCAUUAAAGUUUAUUGAUAAUUGUAUUUGUACCUCUCAAACCAAUUAAACCAAUAAAACAUGUUUCAUCAUUUGGCAACAUUACCAAUCUCUGCAUAAUUGGGUUCAUAUAAAAAUGUCAACAAAGAGUGUAAAAUCAAGGAAAUUCAAUUUUGUGGAGUAUCAGGAAAUUCAAUUUGUUCGAAUAAAAACAUUAAAUGAUUUGGAUAAUUUUAAAUAAAAAAUAUCUGAUAUUUUGGGUAUUUCAAUUUUGGGUAAUAUCGAAUAAAAAUAUCUGAUAUUUUGAAUAAAAAAUAUUGGGGUAUUUCAAUUUUGGGUAAUUUGGUUUAUAAAUAGUAGUUUUUAGAUAUUUGGUUAUUUAGAAAUCAAAUAUAAUUAUUAUUUAUUGGUAUAUAAUUUGUAUUUUAAAACUCAGGUACCCAUUUGGUUCUAUGUUCGGUUUUAAUUUUCGGCUUCAGAAAUAUCAUAUCUGCUGGGUUAUUUAAGAAAUUAAUUUCAAUUUUGGUUUUGGGUUUUUCUGUUUGAUAUGGUUCGGUGCAUGGUUCUAUGUAAAUGUACCUAGAUCUAUACACUAUUUUUUUAUUGAAAUUUAUUUUUAAAAAAUAUUUAAUUUCGAAAACAAACCCGCGCUUAGAAAGCGCGGGUUAAAAUCUAGUUAUUAUUUUAAAUUACGUGGACAAAAAAAAUCUGUACACAAGGUAAACGCUCAAAACUCUAAAUAGUUUCGAUGAUAAAUAUUUUUGUAUGAAAUUAAACAAACAAAACUAUAAUAACAGUUUCAAUCGUUCUACUAUUUGACAAACAAAAUUAUAUUGCCUCAUAUAAUAGAAAAAUUUGGCUUACAGCUGACUGCAUGUUGUUUUAUUAGUGACUUACUGCUUGAUAAAACAGUUACUUUCAUAAAAAUAUCCACAAACUUAAAAAUUACUCUUUUAUAUAUAUUCAUAUAUGUAUAUGUGUGUUUGGGCUAAAUUUAUCAUCAAAUAUUAGUUAAAAAACAUUGCCAAGUAUAAUUUAAUAUUUAAGACGUGAAUCAGGUGCCGUAUCUAACUUAGUUUAGAUAACCGUUAUUGGUCUUACGGAGUACUUCAAGAAGUCUGGUUCUCCUCUUAUAAAGGUCGGAAAAUUUUAACCUCAUUGUUAGUUGGUAUGUUAUGUCUUAGUUUAGAUGGAAUAGCGUUUGAAUCAAGGUAUGUUAUGUGUUAACUACAAAAUAUUAAACGAAUUUUCUAUGAACCAUUUUAGUUACAAAAUAUAAGAAAACUAAAACAUAUAUAUGUCGUUUAUAAAAAUAUAAAAUAAUUUAAGCCAAGCAGUAGAAAACUUGAACUUAUGUCGCAUAAUUUUUACAACUCUUUUGAUUAAAGUUAGAAUAUUAUAAAUUGGUUAAAAGUUAUUAUACUGAAAAUUAUAUAGAGAAUCUUGCAAACUCUGGAGCUUGUAUUGAAAUUUACUUUUAAGUGACUCAAGUGUUGAGUAAAUCUGAAAUCCCAAAAUAAGAUAUGAGAUUCUAUUAAUAAAUUUACAAUAAAAAUCUAAACCUCUUUAGCUAUAUACUAAAUUUGAAACCGACACUUACAUUAUUUCUCAUUUAAAUUGUAAAUAUUUGAAUUUUAAAUAACAAAAAUGACGUUCCUACACUGAUGAAAAUCUGGUGUGACUAUUUUUGAUGCUGAUGAUUAUUUCAACUAUGUUAAAUUGGAAUAUCAUAAAAUGUGUCCAAAAUUUCCAUGAAAUCGUUUCAUCUCUCCUUAUCUUAACAAGUCUUUCUUUCAUAAACUCAAAUAGUUAAAGUAACCAAAGCACAAAUCAAAAUCAGUCAAAACUAGGGGUAGAACACAGUCUACAUUUCUAGCAAUAAAAAAUAUCAAACAAAACCCUAAACCCAAAAUAAAUAAAUUAAUUAAAACAUAAAUCCAAAAAAAAAUAAAGCCUACAUUUAAAAACUAAAAUCCAAACUCUUAAAACCUAACUUUCUAAUCCUUCAAAAGAUACAUUUCCUAAAUUUCAAAGAUUCAAAUUGUCUUUAAAAAAUUUAAAGAAAUUUCUCAACUUUACCCCUAUAAACUAUCGUAUUUCUAAUUGUUUUUAAAAUGAUACACUUUGCUUAAACAUGAUAUUUUAUGUGGUUUUACAGAAAAAAUAUGUAACUGUUGACAGUUGUGCCCAUUGAUAUACGAACAACCCUUGACUAAUAGCUAGGGACAUCAAAAUGAAAAUUUGGAAACGACAAAUCUUUUCACAAUCUUUAUGGAAUCGUACGGGGGAACCAACUCAGGUCAUUAAAGCUUCUUUUUGACAAAACCCUAGAAAAAAUGAUAAUGUUUUUUUUUUCUGUUCAAAGAAAAAAUGAUAAUGUUUAUGUUGUAUAUACAGAACAAUAUAUUCCUGAUAAAAAACUUUCACAAAACAAAAAAACUAUUUUCCUUCAUAAAAGUAAAAUAAAAACCACCAAAAAUAACAGAGUUGAAUUUUCAUAGCAAAUAGGUAGAAUUAGUAACCAUUAGAUAAAGGGCUCCGCUGGACAAAAGAAUAGCAGAUCUAUAUAUCAAAAACAAAUCGAAAGAAAAGCAGAUUAUAGGAAAACAACAAUACAAAAUACUUUACAUUCAAGAACAUCGGUGUAUCCUGAGUCUUAAAAGACUGGUCUUAUCAUCGAAUGGAAACAAAUCCCUUCACAGGUCGUUUUCUGUUGUUGAAUUUUAUAUAUCAGGACCACUUCUCAAAUUUAUUGGACAUGUCAGAAAUUGCCAUUGCCAAGACUAAAUACGAAAAUACCUACUUGUAUGUGUAUAUAUACAUAGUAAAAAUAUAUAUUCUAAGAUGAUACUAAAAGUGGUUGAGUUUGAGGUUAAUUCCCAGUAUAUAAUCGCAUUAACCAGUAUAGGAUCGGGAAUCGGAAACCCUAAGUAAAAUUUAAACCCUAGGCUAAAGAAAUCAAUCCGUAAUUGAAACGAUAUACCUAAAUCAGAUUCAAAAUCAUCUUUUGCAAGCAGAUCUUCAGUUAAUGAACAAAAACUCAUGCCUUGGUCACUCUACGGUUAACCACUUCCUUGCUACGCAUCUCAUUCAUGCAUACUAUCUCUAUAGAUUUUCUUGUCUUGGUAUGAGAAUUGUCCUUAAGCUCGGUGAUGUCUUCUUCCAACAAUGAUUACAUUAAUGGUAACAAUGGAGUGUACCCUCUCUCUCUUUACCUUUCUCCACUCGCUGGCCAUCAAGACAUCAUCCGUAAUCCCUAUAAUCAUCAGCCAACACCAUCUCCGGGCCAAAUGGUAUCAGCAGUGCCUGAGUCUCUGAUGAACUACAUGUCUUUUAGCUCAAACCGUGCUGUGAAUCAGCAAGGGUUCAAGAUUCCUGAGGUGUCUAGAGAAAUCAAGAAGGCGGUGAAGAAAGAUAGGCAUAGCAAGAUUCAGACGGGACAAGGUCUUAGAGACAGGAGGGUAAGGCUUUCUAUUGGAAUUGCUCGCCAGUUCUUCGAUCUCCAGGACAUGUUGGGGUUUGACAAAGCCAGUAAAACAUUAGACUGGUUACUCAAGAAAUCAAGAAGAGCCAUCAAAGAGCUUGUCCAAGAAAAAAAGCUCAACAACACUGAUGAAGAUUUUGGAAAUAUAGGAGGUGAAGUUGAGGAGGAAGAGGAUGGCGAUAAGAGCUUUUUGUAUGGUUCAAGCCCUGAUUCUUGGGAAGAAGAAGUGGCAUGUGAGGUCAAGAAGGCACAGAAGAGAAAUAAGAAGAUUGAACUUAGCAACAUAUCUUCAAAGGAAUCAAGAGCCAAAGCUAGAGGAAAGGCAAAGGAGAUGACCUAUGAUCAUCCAGAAACCAUCUCCGAGAUCACACAAACUGAAACCAUGGACCCGCUCAAGAGGUCUAUAAUCUCCAAUGAAGGAGAACACAUGACACAUUCUCUCUACAAGGAAGCAACCCAAGAGUUCGAUAGUCAAGAAUGUAUCUUAAGCAAGACGAAGGUCAAUCUUCCCACCAAUAUGGAUCAAAUUUACAACCAGAAUUAUGGAACGUCUAUGUUGAAAGAUCAGGGUUCUAGCAGCAACUAUAAUAAUAUUCUGCCUCAAAACUUGGAUUUUUAUUAUGAUCAAAACUCUUUUGUUGAUCAACCCUUUUGUGCAGUCACCAAGACGAGUUUCCCCAGGGGUAAUGUUUGGAUUCAAGACUCUUAUCUAGCUUAAAUUAUUAUUCAUAUAUCUUUGCAUUCCAUGAUAUGUUUCUUUUUCUUGUUUUUAUCUGGCAGGGUUCCCAUAAAUCUUGAUAUUUUCGGAGCAGUAAGCAUCAAAUUUAAACAUGUAAGGCAAAAUAAUCGCGUGUUCCUCUUGUAUGUAUAUUUAUAGUUAUUUGUGUUCUUGGAGACAUGUUAUCUGAUCUUCUGUGACACAUUGAUCAACACAUUUCCUUUUUAAGAGUAAGUUUGUAAGCUUAAGAUGUAUUAGCUAAAGUGGUAUUGUAACCUUUAAAGUAAUUUGAGGAUGAACCAGAAAAUGAUUUAUAUAUAUGGCGAAACCCAAUCCAGUCCAACAUUAAUAAUUCGAUUAGGUACUACACACAACAAUUUUUAGGCCUAACCAUUAUAUAUUUUCAUAGUUCAACGUUUCACAUGCAGAUCUAUAUUAGGUUCGAUUCCUCAAACCCUAGUUUCCAUUAGGACCCACAUUCAGACACAUGUAAAGUUUGAUUAAGGGGGCGAUUGGUUUUCCCGCUACCACCCGCAAACGCAGCUUUUGCGGUUGGUAGCGGUUGUCGGUGGUUUGCAACAAUCACUCAGAUCGCUCUAAACCGCUUCAAACCGCUUCGAAUCUCAUAAAUUCAAAAGCUGGCUCCA
Brassica rapa (field mustard) is the source of this 4856-nucleotide messenger RNA. Its product is annotated as transcription factor TCP1. Gene Ontology annotation, biological process: regulation of secondary shoot formation. Gene Ontology annotation, cellular component: nucleus. Gene Ontology annotation, molecular function: DNA-binding transcription factor activity; sequence-specific DNA binding. NCBI's taxonomy places the organism in Eukaryota, Viridiplantae, Streptophyta, Magnoliopsida, Brassicales, Brassicaceae. The record is from RefSeq and is a predicted model, not a curated record.